Messenger RNA from Erinaceus europaeus (western European hedgehog), 2280 nucleotides. RefSeq names its product cell cycle control protein 50C-like. Bases 459 to 1505 code for a protein of 348 amino acids. Gene Ontology annotation, cellular component: Golgi apparatus; plasma membrane; endoplasmic reticulum. Lineage: Eukaryota; Metazoa; Chordata; Mammalia; Eulipotyphla; Erinaceidae. The record is from RefSeq and is a predicted model, not a curated record. The transcript has 8 exons. Gene Ontology annotation, biological process: phospholipid translocation.
AAAUACACACCUUGCAGUGCACAGGGACCCAGGGUCAAGCAUCCAGUCCCCACCUGCAGGGGGAAAUUCCAUGAUUGCUGAAGCAGGGCUGUGGAUGUCUCUCUGUCUCUUUCCCUCUCUGUCUCCCCCUUCCUUCUCAAUUUCUGUCUCUAGCCAAUAAAUGAAUAAAAAUCUUAGAGGGUUUGUGUACCUGAAGUCAGUUUAUUUAGGAGAUAAAUAGGUGAUUGUGUGAACUUCAUGGGCAGAGGGAUAGCUCAUCCCAGGGGGUGUGAUCAUGGCCAUGUGCACAGCCCAGAUUCAAACCCCAGAAACACAAGGGGAAGCUCCAGUGCCAUGAAGUCUGUCUGCCUCUAGUUGAAGUAAAAACAGUGAAAAAAAUCUGCCCAUAUGGGACGAUCUCACUCUCAGGCAGAAGUUGAAAAACAAGAUCAGAAGAGAAAACACAAGUAGAACCUGAAAUGGAAUUGGCGUAUCGCACCAAAAGAACCGCCAUGCAGAAGACAUCCCAGAGCAGCCCGUCCAGGCGCCCUGACAACACCGCCUACAAGCAGCAGCAGCUGCCAGCCUGCCGGGUGCAGCUCACGGCCAGCAGAGUGCUCCUCUGCUUCUUUGCCACCGGGCUGUCCUGCCUUGCCAUGGGCAUCGUCCUCCUGCUGUCUGCAAAGGGCAUCCAGGAAGUGGAGAUUAAUUACACAGAGACGUGUGCAGACUGCGCAGCGCUGAGGGAGAACGCCGACAAUUUUGACAAGGAGUGCUCCUGCUCUAUUCCCUUCAAUAUCCCCCAAGCCAUGCAGGGCGAUGUUUAUAUGUUCUACAAAUUGUAUGGAUUCUACCAGAACCUCUAUCAGUAUGUCUUAUCCAGAAGUAAUAUCCAGCUAGUGGGCACUGAUGUAAAGCACACCGACGGCUGUGACCCAUUCGCCACCCUCAACGGGACCCCCAUCGCCCCGUGCGGCGCUAUCGCCAACAGCAUGUUCAACGACACCAUCAUUCUCUCAUACAACUUCAACUCGUCCGAAGACAUCAAAGUCCCAAUGCUCAAUCAAGGAAUUGCCUGGUGGACAGACAAGUAUGUCAAAUUUCAGAAUCCAAGUUUCAAUGAUCUUCCUAGCGCGUUCGAGGGGACCGUAAAGCCCCCGUCCUGGUCCCAGCCCGCCUACGAGCUGGAUGCAGACACCCCAGAAAACAACGGCUUCACGAAUGACGCCUUCAUUGUGUGGAUGAGGACGGCUGCUUUCCCCACCUUCAAAAAACUGUAUCGUCGGCUGCACCGAACCCAGCACUUCACCGAAGGCUUGCCUGCCGGCAGUUACAGCUUGCACAUCACCUACAACUUCCCAGUCACCAAGUUCCACGGAGAAAAAUCGGUGGUUCUGUCGACCCUGACGUGGAGUGGAGGCAGUAGCCUCUUCCUGGGUCUCGCCUACACAGUGACGGGAGCCGUCACAUGGCUGGCCUUCUUUUCCAUGAUGGCGGUUUACGUCACGAUGGAAAAAAGAAUCUGACCUCACGUCUGCCGGCAAGUCACCCCAUAAAGAAGAAGCAAAAAAAAAAAACAAAAAAAAAAAAAACCAAACAGGCAAUGAAACAAAGAACCAGAAAUGGCCCGUGAAGUACCAAGAUCUCGGGCAGCACAGCACUUGGCAUGACCGCUGUUUCAUCACAGAGAGCGCAAGUGACAGAAGUACAGUCCCAGGUGGAUGGUUCAUGAAAGUUCCACAGAAAAGGAGAGGAGGAGACAGCAAAGAGGAGGAGGAGGAGGGGGGGGAUUAUGUGCAGUACAAUGUCCUUGCAGUGGCGUAAUAAAUCCUUUUUGAAUGUUAAACCUUGGAUAUGUGUUUGGAGCCUUUGUCCCUGAAAGCAGGUGACUGACUGCUCAGGGGAGCACCACAGACCAAGAAGAGUUAGUGAGGGGCUGGGUGGCGGUACACACGCUUGAGCACACAUGUUACAAGUGCAAGGACCCAAGUUCAAGCCCCUGGUCCCCACCUGCAGGGUUGCUUGGCCAGUGGUGAAGCAGGGCUGCAGGUGGCUCUCUGACUCUCUGCCUCUCUGUCUCCGCUCUGGAUUUCUGGCUGUCCCCAUCCAAAAAAUAAAGAUAACAAAAAAAUGUUUCUUUAAAUUUUUAUUUAUAAAAAGGAAACACUGACAAAAACCACAGGAUAAGAGGGGCACAACUCCACACAAUUCCCACCACCAGAACUCCGUAUCCCAUCCCCUCCCCUGAUAGCUUUCCUAUUCUUUAUCCCUCUGGGAAUAUGGACCCAGGGUCAUUGUGGG